AACUAUCUCCUCCACGGCAACUAUGGAUAAACUUCGUAGUGUUUUGCUCUUGCUUGCUCUCUCUUGCCUUGCAGCCGCUCUUGCUGGUGAUGAGCAACGCGAUGAUCUAGUCUCUGCUGCCAAUCUCCAGGCCAUGGUGUGCAGGCCAAACUCCCAGUGCUGCCCCGGCUCCAAGCGAUGCAGCAAGGCAGGCCAGUUUUGUGGACGUUGCACCCGAAGCUUUCCUCCAACUUGCUUCUGUGACGCCCCGAAUCCGAAAAGAUGCAGCGCCGCAUCACAGUGUUGCUCGGAUGCGGACUGCCUGAACGGUGGAAGCUGCAGCCUCUGCACCAGAUCUAUUCCACCCAUCUGUCGUUGCUUCAAACCCGGCAAAGCGAAGCUCAAGCUCUAGACUUCAUGGUUCCAUCUGUUUCCUUAAGUCAAGAACUCAAUGCUGUUAUCAGUAAGUCUCAUCUAGGAUGGGAUUUUGUUUCGAGAAAGUAAAGAGAGUUUUUUUGGUUA
Messenger RNA from Selaginella moellendorffii, 501 nucleotides. RefSeq lists its product as uncharacterized. Gene Ontology annotation, cellular component: extracellular region. NCBI's taxonomy places the organism in Eukaryota, Viridiplantae, Streptophyta, Lycopodiopsida, Selaginellales, Selaginellaceae. The transcript has a single exon. The record is from RefSeq and is a predicted model, not a curated record. The coding region runs from base 23 to 391 and encodes 122 amino acids. Gene Ontology annotation, molecular function: serine-type endopeptidase inhibitor activity.